AUGGCGAAUGAAUCCUCAAAUCUAUCUUCUCCACCAGCUGAAACGGAACUGACGACGGCUACUUCAGUUGUGAAGGCUGAGGCCUCAACGCAACUAAGAGGCAAGAAGCGACAAUCCGAGCCCGUUGCUCCCGAGGCCAAGCGCACGAAAAGAGCUUCGCGAGGAGCUAAGCCGAGCUACGCUGAAGAUAGUGAAGAAGAGCAAAGGGAAGAAGUCAUUCAAACUACGCCAAAGAAGAGCAAGAAAGCAGUCAAGACAGAAGCCGAGGAAAAGCAGAACGGUGAAAACGGGACUACUACCAAAAAGGCUCCACGCAAGCGCAAGACCAAGGAAGAGAAAGACGCGGAAAUGGCGCCAUUGGCAGCAAGGACAGUGGCCUCAAAGCUGUUCGUCGGUGCUCAUGUCAGCGCAGCGGGAGGCGUACAAAACGCGGUGACAAACUCAGUACACAUUGGUGGCAAUGCCUUUGCAUUAUUCUUGAAGUCACAACGCAAGUGGGCCAACCCGGCUAUCACUUCCGAGGCCAUCACCAUGUUUAAACACCAGUGCGACCACCAUAAGUACGAGAGCAACAAGCAUGUCGUCCCCCACGGCUCGUACCUUGUCAACCUCGCGCACACGGACGAAGCAAGAGCAAAGCAAGCCUACGACUCCUUCGCCGACGACCUCUCGCGCUGCAACAAGCUCGGCAUCCAGCUCUACAACUUCCACCCGGGCAACGCCGCCAGCUCGACGCGCGACGAAGCCCUGAAGCAGCUCGCCUCGCAGCUCAACCGCGCGCACAAAGACUCCUCCACCGGCACCGUCCUGACCCUGCUCGAGACGAUGGCUGUGUUCGACGGCAACACGAUCGGCGGCACCUUCGAGGAGCUGGCCGCCGUCAUCGCCCUCAUCGACGACAAGUCGCGCGUCGGCGUCUGCCUCGACACGUGCCACGUCUUCGCCGCCGGCUACGACCUGCGCACCCCCGACGCCUACAACGAGACCAUCGACAAGUUCGACAAAGUCAUCGGCCUGCCCUACCUCAAGGCCUUCCACAUCAACGACUCCAAGGCUCCGCUCGGAUCGGGCCGCGAUCUCCACGCCAACAUCGGCACCGGGUUCCUCGGCCUGCGCGCGUUCCACAACAUCAUGAAUGAUCCCCGUAUGCAGGGCCUGCCCAUGGUGCUCGAGACGCCGAUUGAUAGCCCUGACCCGAAGGACCCGAAGAAGACGGUUGACGAUAAGGGGAUUUGGGCGCGGGAGAUCAAGCUGCUGGAGAGCCUGGUGGGGAUGGAUGUCGAGAGCGAGGAGUUCAAGAAGCUGGAUAGUGAGCUUCAGGAGCGCGGGAAGAGCGAGAGGGAGAGGGUGCAGGACCAGGUGGAUCGGAGGGAGGAGAAGAAGAAGGCGAAGGAGGAUAAGGGGGCUGGGAAGAAGAGGAAGGGUCCGGCGACAGUGAAGGACAUGUUUGCGAAGGCGAAGACGAAGAAGGCGAAGAAGGAUGAGAGCUCGGGAGAGGGCAGCGGUGAGGAGUCAUCAUAG
Lasiodiplodia theobromae is the source of this 1521-nucleotide messenger RNA. RefSeq names its product DNA-(apurinic or apyrimidinic site) lyase 1 protein. Gene Ontology annotation, biological process: base-excision repair. NCBI's taxonomy places the organism in Eukaryota, Fungi, Ascomycota, Dothideomycetes, Botryosphaeriales, Botryosphaeriaceae. The record is from RefSeq and is a predicted model, not a curated record. The transcript has 2 exons. Bases 1 to 1521 code for a protein of 506 amino acids. Gene Ontology annotation, molecular function: phosphoric diester hydrolase activity; DNA binding; DNA-(apurinic or apyrimidinic site) endonuclease activity. Gene Ontology annotation, cellular component: mitochondrion; nucleus.